This is a messenger RNA of Botrytis deweyae, 348 nucleotides long. RefSeq lists its product as uncharacterized. The transcript has 3 exons. The record is from RefSeq and is a predicted model, not a curated record. Bases 1 to 348 code for a protein of 115 amino acids. Lineage: Eukaryota; Fungi; Ascomycota; Leotiomycetes; Helotiales; Sclerotiniaceae.
AUGUCUCAGAAAACUAGUCGGCCUUCCAAACCCAAACGUGAUGACUUUGGAUUGAAACGAAAUUACAUACACGCCUUACAAGACUAUGAGGAAGCUCGAGCCAAUUUAAAGAGAGGUCGGACUAAUCAUGAAUCGGGGAUAUCAUUGAGGGAAACUGUUUCUAAACCAAUUGCAAGUGACGGACAGAAGCAAAAAGACUCUUCCUGCCCUCUGAUGAAGAAGGCGACUGAUGCAGACAGAAAUCAAGGCAAAGCGAAAGUCACAUGGAGUGGUGAUGCGGAAAAGAAGAAAAGAGAAGCAGAAAACCCCAAGAAGACGACUCCAUCAUCAACAAGCACUCGAUCCUAG